Messenger RNA from Scomber japonicus (chub mackerel), 2952 nucleotides. RefSeq names its product partitioning defective 3 homolog B-like. NCBI's taxonomy places the organism in Eukaryota, Metazoa, Chordata, Actinopteri, Scombriformes, Scombridae. Gene Ontology annotation, biological process: microtubule cytoskeleton organization; establishment or maintenance of epithelial cell apical/basal polarity; cell adhesion. Gene Ontology annotation, molecular function: protein binding; phosphatidylinositol binding. The transcript is spliced from 21 exons. Bases 205 to 2952 code for a protein of 915 amino acids. Gene Ontology annotation, cellular component: apical junction complex; apical plasma membrane; adherens junction. The record is from RefSeq and is a predicted model, not a curated record.
GUGGAUGCUACUGACCGCUUGGAAAAAAGGAAACUUCCGAGAGGGAAAACUUUGCGGAAUGAUGCCCGAGCGACUGCAUCACCUCCUCCCUCCAAAGUUCAGCUAAGACUUUUCAGAGGCCCCGUUCAACAACCUGGAGCAUCUCUGCAUCGCCACUUCCACUGAUCAUCACCUACAAAUCAGAGCACCCUAAAAGCUGUAAUAAUGAAGGUGACGGUGACAUUUGGGCAGACCGGUGUGGUUGUGCCCUGUAAGGAAGGAUGGACCGUGAGAGACCUCAUCCAGCAAGCCACACAGAGAUACAGAAAACUGCUGGAACAGGAAGGGGACUUUCUGGUUCGGACUCACCAUGUUGAAUAUUGUGAUGGGGGGAUUUUGGACCCUGAUGAUAUUCUCAGUGAUCUGGUUGAAGACAAGGACAAGCUGAUGGCGGUGUAUGAGGAACAGGAAGCCCAGCAGAGGGGUGCGGCUAAUACAAGCCACGCCCCCAGCCCUGACCUCUACCAAUCUGAGCUCUCUGUCUUCCAGCCAAUCACAGGAGGAGAGAUUGAAGUCACUUCCUCUGCCCUCAAGUCCAACACCCCCCUGAUGGUGAGAAGCAGCAGUGAUUCAGCCCUUGGGCCCCAGCCGUCAGAGACUGAACCCUCCCUCAAUGAGGACACCGCUAUGAUGGCGGCCAGUCCUGCUGCAGAGAGGCCAGCAGGGGUGGAAAAAGCCCAAGGCAAACAUACCUUCAAUGGCAGCCUGACCAGAACAGUGGAGAUCCUGGGAGAGGACAGUCCUUUGGGGAUCCAUGUGGUUCCCUACAGCUCAUCCCUCAGUGGACGGCCUCUCGGUCUGUACAUCCGUGGAGUGGAGGAGGAGAGUCGAUCAAGGAAGGAGGGAUUGUUCCAGGAGGACGAGUGCAUCGUCAAGAUCAACAACACUGACCUCAUGGACAAGACGUUCAGCCAAGCCCAGGAGGUGUUUCGUCAGGCGAUGCGUUCCUCAGUCGUCCGUUUGGAAGUAAUUCCCUCCUCCAACAGAGAACGCUAUGAGAGGAGUCUGAUUGGGCAGCUGGUUAACAACAGCGCCGGCCCUGACAGCAGCCCCCGAGUUACCAAGACCAAAGAACCGCCUCCACCUGUCAAAGCCAAACCCAUGUUUAAACCCUCUGAGAAUCCAGCCAUGCGAUUGGCAGAGGACGCUGCCACUCUGGAAGCUGCUGCCAGUACUCCCAAGGGGAGGAGUGAGAGCCCUCUUUCUAAGAAAAGUCCCGCCCUCUCUAGCCUGGUGACCAAUAAGAGAGGAGGACGGAGAUUGAGGAUUGACCUAAAGAAAGGUUCGGAAGGUCUCGGUUUUACUGUGGUAACCAGAGACUCUUCGGUUCAUGGCCCCGGUCCUAUUUUAGUCAAAAACAUUCUGCCACGUGGAGCCGCUAUUAAAGAUGGACGCCUGCAGUCUGGAGACCGCAUACUAGAGGUGAACGGUGUUGAUAUCACAGGAGUGGGCCAAGAGGAAUUGGUGUGUAUGCUACGAAGCACGCGGCAGGGAGAGAGUGUGUGUCUUGUGGUCCUUCGGCAGGAAGACAUGUUCCUGCCCAGAGAAAUGAAGGACGAGGUGUCCCGUGGGCCGGGCUUUAUUUCGGAGAAUGGGAAGGAGCAGCUCAUGUUUGAGGUGCCCUUAAAUGACACCGGCUCGGCGGGGUUGGGCAUCAGCCUCAAAGGAAACAAGUCCAGGGAAACAGGAGAGGAUCUGGGAAUCUUCAUCAAAUCCAUUAUACAUGGAGGUGCUGCAUACAAGGAUGGGCGUCUGAGUAUCAAUGACCAGCUGGUAGCAGUUAACGGAGAGUCGCUGCUAGGACGUUCCAACCAUGUGGCCAUGGAGACACUGCGCCACUCGAUGUCACAUGAGGGAAAUGUAAGAGGGACAAUCCAGCUUGUUGUCCUGAGGGUUCUGAAGGACCAACAUGGGGUGUCACCCAAUCGCUCAUUCGACAGCUCCUCUAGCCUGCCUGGACCGAUGAGCCCAGUGAACGGCCUGACAGGAUUGGUCAGUCACACCAACGGCCCAAUUCAUCCCAUGGUAAACAACUCACUCUAUGCAUCUAAUGUAACCAAUGGGAGUUAUUCUCACAUGGACGAGGAAGAGGAGGGAGAGCUGUGUGGACAUGAAACAGAAUUAAGAAGCUCUACACAAUACUCCUACAUACAGGAAAGGGAAACCUCUGGCCCAGCUCAGCCCCAGUCUCCGACCCAGAACCAGAACCAGCGGCAGUUCCAGCAUGUUAAAGCCUCCAAGAGCAUGGACCUGGGUACGAAUCCACAGCACACUGUGGCAGACGAGAGCAACGUGGGAUCGCUGGUCGGAAACACUGCAGCUCCAUCACCUCCUGUGGAGCUCGGCCCUACGCUCGGCUUGAAAAAGUCCAGCUCGUUGGAGAGUCUCCAGACUGCCAUGUCAGAGGUCAACAGAAAAAACGAACUCCUCCCCUUCCACCGUCCUCGCCCGAAUAUGAUCAGAGGAAGAGGUUGCAACGAGAGCUUCAGAGCAGCUAUUGAUAAAUCCUACGAUGGGCCUCCUGAAGAUGAUGAUGAUGAUGGUUCAGAGCAGAGUUCGGGCCGGGACACCCCUGCAAGUAGUUCAUCGCGCCAGGGAGUUGGGGAUCAGAUAGAGGAGAAAGGCAAAAAAAACAAGAAAAAGAAAGUGAAGACAAAGAAGAAAGAAAAGAACAAGGGGAAAGGAAAGGAAAAAGAGAAGAAGAAAGCAGAUGAGCCGGAAGAGACGGAAAAGAAGAGCAAAAAAAUAGGCUUUGGCCUGCUGAGGCGUUUUGGCCACAGUGGCGCCACACCAGCCUGUGGCUGGAAAGUUGAGCCAGAGUCAACUUAUGGAGAACCCCAACUGUGCCAGUCACCGCCAGAGAUCAGGCUGAUCAGAGCUGAAAACUCUGGCAUGAAAGGGUACAAAGACUGA